Messenger RNA from Erigeron canadensis, 998 nucleotides. RefSeq names its product transmembrane emp24 domain-containing protein p24delta3-like. The transcript is spliced from 4 exons. Gene Ontology annotation, cellular component: COPII-coated ER to Golgi transport vesicle; endoplasmic reticulum; endoplasmic reticulum-Golgi intermediate compartment. Gene Ontology annotation, biological process: intracellular protein transport; endoplasmic reticulum to Golgi vesicle-mediated transport; Golgi organization. The record is from RefSeq and is a predicted model, not a curated record. Bases 199 to 849 code for a protein of 216 amino acids. NCBI's taxonomy places the organism in Eukaryota, Viridiplantae, Streptophyta, Magnoliopsida, Asterales, Asteraceae.
CCGUGAUUCAACUGGUGACAAACAAAGCCUUGCCUUUAGUUGACAAAAGCAAAGAAGUUAGAUAGAAAAUCUUAAACUUGUCCUCAGAUCUCUCUCAGCUUUCUUCUUUUUUUAGUCUCACGACACACACACAGUAACACAUAGUUUAUUUCACCUAUAAAAGAUUUUUUUUAAAAAAGAAAAAGGAAAAAUAUAAAAAUGGGAGGUGGGAAGUGGGAAUUGAGAUGGAUGAUAGUGAUGGUGUUAAUAUGUAUAACAACAAUAACAACAGAAGGAAUAUGGUUGGAUUUGCCAAAUUCAGGAACAAAGUGUGUAUCUGAAGACAUACAUAACAACGUUGUUGUUCUUGCUGAUUACUCUCUUAUUAAUAAUCAAGAAGAUUCUCAUCUUCAUCCCCCUGCCACUAUUUCUGUUAAGGUAACAUCGCCAUAUGGAAACACACUCCACCAGAAAGAGAACAUGACUCAUGGGCAAUUUGCAUUUACAACUAGUGAAUCAGGAAACUACUUGGCAUGUUUUUGGGUAGGUGGGAAUCAUCAAGGUGGUGCUUUAACGGUUAGUCUCGAUUGGCGGAUUGGUAUUGCUGCAAAGGACUGGGAGUCGGUUGCGAAGAAAGAAAAGAUCGAGGGUGUCGAAUUCGAGUUGAGAAAACUCGAAGGUGCUGUGGAAGCUAUCCAUGAGAAUUUGAUCUAUUUGAAGAACAGGGAAGCUGAGAUGAGGGAAGUGAGUGAAAAGACAAAUGCAAAGGUGGCUUGGUUUAGCAUUAUGUCUCUUGGCGUUUGCAUUGGAGCUGCGGUUUUGCAGGUGUGGUACCUGAAAAGAUUUUUCCACAAGAAAAAACUCAUUUGAAAAUUAUACAAUUUUAGAUUGUAUCUCGCACACGGUUAAAAGAUAGAUUUUGAGAUGUGAGAAGACCUGUAGAAAUUGAUAUAAUUGUUGUAUUGUAAUGUACUAGAUAAAGUUCUCAAGUAAUUCAAGCAGGCCACUUUCGGAUUUCA